Stegastes partitus (bicolor damselfish) is the source of this 624-nucleotide messenger RNA. Its product is annotated as inactive N-acetylated-alpha-linked acidic dipeptidase-like protein 2. The coding region runs from base 1 to 540 and encodes 179 amino acids. The record is from RefSeq and is a predicted model, not a curated record. The transcript is spliced from 3 exons. Lineage: Eukaryota; Metazoa; Chordata; Actinopteri; Pomacentridae.
AUGACAGCAGAAGCCAUUCUCCGCCUGGUCAACGACCCCGUGCUGCCGUUCUACCCUCUGGACAUCGCCCUGGACGUUCAAAACAAACUCAAAGACAAGAGCGCCGUAUCUCCGGCCCUGCUCUCCUCGGCCUCCUCUCUCAGAGACCACGCAGCUUUCUUCCAGUCAGAAACCAUGCGGCCGGCGAACGACCCUAAAGAGCGCGACCCCUCCCACGUUCGGAUGCUGAACGAUGUGCUCCGUGACCUGGAGAAGAGCUUCAUCAUCCCACAGACGCCGCCUGGAGUGUACAGGAAUCAGCUCUACAGCCUUCCAGGAAAGACUCCUCAGUUUUCAAUCCUGCGGUUCUCGCAGGAAGCCGUCCUGCACUGCAACGUCACCAGCAAGGCAGCAAAGUACAACUCGGCGAACAAAGAAGUGCUUUGCCUCAGCAACAUGAACCAGUCUCUGUCGCUCAUCCUCAGGGCCAUCCGGUCAGCCGAGAGGCUGGUGUUCUUCGGCUUGGACUUGUUUGAGAAUUACCCGAGUGACACAAAAUGAUCUCGGCCGACAGAGGAUGCAGUGCGCUCAAAAGCUGAUCAGGUCAAUGAAGUUUAACACAUGGGAAAUAUUAAAACACAAUCG